AUGAAAGGCCAACGUAAACAGAGCGCCAAAGCGCGUUUCCUGUAUAAAUUGCUGCCUGUGGGUUUUCGACGGACGUUGGCAAGUGUAUCACUCGGCAUCACCAUUGGCAUCGUAGGGACUUUAAUGCUAUUAGAAAUCAAGGAAGAAACGAACGAGGAAAGAAGACGCAUACCUAUAUCAACUGAACGCAAACCGUUUCACCCUACGGUAUUGCCCACACACAAAGCACUGCGUUAUGGAAUGCCGUCGAAUUCGAACGUUCACGUUCGGUCAGGUUACGUCGUCUCAUUCGAUUACCGAACGCGCAAUCCGUCGUGGGUGAUGGAGUAUUUAACCAAGGACUCUCUGCGUGUAAAGCAAGAGACAGAUCGAGCGAACUCCAAGUUUGCGGUGGAUCAAGAUGUCCCUGAGCAAUUCAGGGUGCACCCAAACCGAUACUUGAAGAGUGGUUAUGAUAAGGGUCACCUUGCACCAGCUCGUGAUAUGAGUCACUCGCAAGAAGCCAUGGACGAGAGCUUCUUAAUGACAAAUAUGUCACCACAGGUUGGUGGCUUUAAUCGUGGUUACUGGUCACGCCUUGAAGGGUUCAUGCGUCACUUGGCUGGCCAGUACGACGCUAUCUACGUCAUUACUGGGCCUCUGUUUUUACCCAAGAAAAACAAGCAAACUGGAGAGUAUAAAGUGUCGUAUCCUGUCCUAAAUACUCCACCAAAUGCUAUUGCUGUUCCAACACAUUUCUUCAAAGUAGUGCUGGGGGAAAAGCGAGGUGGGAAAGAUUUUGCUGCAGCUGGCUUUAUUUUACCAAACAGGUUUAUUCCAGACAACAAAGACCUUCGCGACUUUCAGGCUCCGCUAGACGUCAUUGAAAAACAAGCUGGUCUGCUUUUCUUCGAUAAGCUAGAUGGUGCGAAGAAGACUGAUCUAUGUAGUGAAACCAAGUGUACACUUGGUGCAUCUUACCGCAAAGCUUUGUCCAUCAAAUCUCACUGA
Peronospora belbahrii is the source of this 990-nucleotide messenger RNA. The record is from the annotation of a GenBank genome assembly. Lineage: Eukaryota; Oomycota; Peronosporomycetes; Peronosporales; Peronosporaceae.